AUGUCCUCCGUCCUCGCAAGAUCGGCCCUUAGAGCCGCUGCCCGCUCGGCUACCCCCCGCACUGUCGCAAACUCUACCCGUAACUUCCACGCUGCUCGUGCUGUCGCCAAUGCUUCCCAAACUUCCAUCUUUCAAUUCUCUGAAGAUGAACUCAUGUUCAAGGAUACCGUUGCCAAAUUUGCCGCCGAUGUUGUAGCCCCUCGUGUCCGUGAAAUGGAUGAAAAGGAAGAUAUGGACCCCGCUGUUAUCCAAGGAAUGUUUGAUAACGGUCUCAUGGGUGUCGAAACUCCUGAAGAAUAUGGUGGUGCUGGUGCUUCUUUUACCUCGGCUAUUCUUGUGGUUGAAGAACUCGCCCGUGUUGACCCCUCCGUCUCUGUCUGCAAUGACGUCCACAAUACCCUCGUCUCUACCUGUGUUCGUUCUUGGGGUUCUAAGGAACUUAAAGAUAAGUAUAUGCCUAUCUUAAACUCUGAACGUGUUGGUUCCUUCUGUCUCUCUGAACCCGUUUCUGGUUCUGAUGCUUUUGCCCUUAAGACCCGUGCUACUAAGAAUGCUGAUGGUGACUAUGUUCUUAACGGCUCUAAGAUGUGGAUCACUAACGCUAAGGAGGCUGGUAUCUACCUUGUUUUCGCUAACGUUGCCCCUGAACAAGGCUACAAGGGUAUCACCUGUUUUGUUGUUGAAAAGGAAUUCCCUGGUUUCUCCAUUGCCAAGAAGGAAAAGAAGCUCGGUAUCCGUGCUUCCUCUACUUGUGUCCUUAACUUUGACGACGUUGUUGUCCCCAAGGAAAACAUUCUUGGUGAACUUGGCAAGGGUUACAAGAUUGCCAUUGAAUGUCUUAACGAAGGCCGUAUCGGUAUUGCUGCCCAAAUGACUGGUCUUGCCAUGGGUGCUUUUGAACGUGCCACUUCUUAUGCCUUUAACGACCGUAAGCAAUUCGGCCAAUACAUUGGUGACUUCCAAGGUAUGCAAUUCCAAAUGGCUCAAGCUGCUGUUGAAAUUGAAGCUGCCCGUCUGCUCCUUUAUAACGCCUCUAGAAUGAAGGAAAAUGGUCUCCCCUUUGUUAAGGAAGCUGCCAUGGCUAAGCUUAAGGCUUCUCAAGUCGCUGAACUCGUUGCUUCUAGAGCUGUCGAGUGGAUGGGUGGUGUUGGUUUCACCCGUGAGGAAAACCUUGAAAAGUUUUACAGAGAUGCUAAGAUUGGUGCCAUUUAUGAAGGUACUACAAACAUUCAGCUCCAGACUAUUGCCAAGUUCCUUCAAAAGGAGGCCCAGGGCAAAUAA
Messenger RNA from Magnusiomyces paraingens, 1281 nucleotides. RefSeq lists its product as uncharacterized. The transcript has a single exon. The record is from RefSeq and is a predicted model, not a curated record. The coding region runs from base 1 to 1281 and encodes 426 amino acids. NCBI's taxonomy places the organism in Eukaryota, Fungi, Ascomycota, Dipodascomycetes, Dipodascales, Dipodascaceae. Gene Ontology annotation, cellular component: mitochondrion. Gene Ontology annotation, molecular function: flavin adenine dinucleotide binding; acyl-CoA dehydrogenase activity.